Messenger RNA from Colletotrichum siamense, 2157 nucleotides. RefSeq lists its product as uncharacterized. NCBI's taxonomy places the organism in Eukaryota, Fungi, Ascomycota, Sordariomycetes, Glomerellales, Glomerellaceae. The record is from RefSeq and is a predicted model, not a curated record. The coding region runs from base 1 to 2157 and encodes 718 amino acids. The transcript is spliced from 4 exons.
AUGAGGUCUGCACCCCUCUACAGCGCCUUCGCUGCGCUCGCCAAAGCCCAAGACCUCGUCUGGCAAGUCAUCGACGAUGCUCCUCCCCCGCCCAACGCCACCGUCCCCAUCGGCGCCGCCGCGGAGACCAUCGUGCCCUACGACGCCAACGCCGCCGCUGCCAGCAUUGUCGCCGAGGUCAUGGCCAGCCCACUCCCGCAGGCAACCACCCCCGUAGCCAACAAGCGGAGUCUCGCCGUGCGCGGGGCGUGCGACCCGCAGCCCACCGGCGCCGGCCCCGUCCCGAGCCCCGACACCGCGGCGGCCUUCCUGAGCUCCGCGGACCUCGCGGCGGCGGCUAAAAACGCGCCCACGCCGGCCGGCUACUUCAACACCUUCAAGAAUCUGCAGGCCUCCAGCAGUGCGUACGGAUACAUGGGCUACACCACGCUCGACAGCUACGACACCAAGGCGUGCGCGGCCAAGUGCGAUGCCAUCAACGGCUGCGUUGCUUUCAACAUCUACUUUGAGCGCGAUCCCACUGUCGAACCCGCCGACAGCUGCCCCAACCCCGCGAGCACCAACGUCAUCAAGUGCGUCUUCUGGGGCGGGCCCGUCUACGAGAGCUACACCACCAACCGCGGCCAGUGGCGCGCCCAGUUCGAGGUCGUCAUUGCGGGUUCCAACGGUUACGUCGCCCAGCGCGCCGACAACCAGGCCGGGUACGCCCCUGCGGCCUACCUCGGCGACGCCAGCAUCAACGCGCCCCUCGACUGCGCUGGCUACAACACCUUCAUGGGCUCCAAGAUCUUCACCAACGGCCCCUUCGACCCGAAGCUCUGCGCGGCAGCCUGCACGGCGCAGUCCGAGUACAAUCUCCGCCACCCGCCCAAGAACGCGCCCGCCCAGACAUGUCAGUUCUUCAACACCUUCUUCGUCCUGAAGAACGGGGUGCCGGAGGGACAGUACUGCUCUCUGUACUCCAAAUCCUGGGACGCCAGCUACGCCACCAACAACGGCCAAUACCGCGGCAGCGACCACUACACCAUCUCCUACAGCUUCUCCUACACCAACUCCACAAACGCAGGCAAGCCGCGCAUUCCUUGCCCCGUCGCGUCUGCCAGCUCCGCCAUCGUCGCCUCCACCCUGCAGCCGUACUGCUCAUCGCUCCUCGGCUACACAACCCCGACAACCACCGCGACGGCGACGCUUUACGCCACCGUCCCGUCCGCAACCAACAUCGCGACUGUCACGCCAGUGGCGACGGCGUACAGCACCACGACGCAGCUUGUGGCUGUCACGAAGCAGCUCAAACGCGCUCUGCCGCCUCGUCCGACGACCAGCUGCCUCCACGACGACCUCACCCCGCUCGACCACUCAAGCAAGAUCCGCCGCGGCCUCUGGGCAAGAGACGACCAGCUUGUCAACGGGACCAAGGACGCGGAUGGCAACUUUGUGGAUGUUGUCAUUCUGCCUGAGGUUACUGCUGCGUCUAAGAGGAGGGCAAGGAGGGAUGCUACGCCGGCUGGGUUGGCUUCUUUCCCUGCUGACGUCGUCUCCUCCGCCUGCUCUCUUCUCGCAACUCCCGUGACCACAACCGCCACCGUCUCAGCGACGACAACUCAGACCCUCACCACAGGCGAAGCCUUCGCCACAACCACACUUGCCACCUCCACCCUCACCCUCAUCCAGACCGUCACCUCAACCACCACAAUCAACGUAGCGCCCAACGCGCCCACCGGCACAAUCGGCUACCUCGCCCUCUCCCCCGCCGUCAACGCCAACUCGGGGUACGUCCUCUCCGACAGCGCGACGCACAUGACGGACAACUUCUACCGCCAGGGCAGCCGCGAGACUUUCAUCGUGGCCGCCGACGGGAGCCUGUACUCUGUGACGCACAACGCGUACUACUACGUCUCAACGACUGGGUCGUCCACCCUCCUGUACUGGAGCAACAGCCAGAGCGCGGCGAUGAAGGUGUUCUCGUACACGGUGCUGAGCGACGGGCGCUCGAGGGUGCUGAUGAAUGUCGCUGGGGUGGACUAUUUGUUCUGUGUGCGUCCGGCGAGCACGGGUGACGGCAACUCGGGGUCGGGCAUGCAUGUUUACGCGUUCAAGGCUGCGACGACGCCGCCGAGCUCUUGCACUGCCAUUGAGUUGAUCAUCAACCCGGCGUGA